AAGUAGUUCCAAAUCUAUAGCAAAUGUUGUAAACACUCUUAUCGUUACAGAGCAGAGAACCUUCUGCCUAAUCAAAGAGAGUGGGAUCUUCCUAUCUUUGGCAAAAAUCCUGAAAAGCAAUCCACGAUGUGCAGUAAAAGCAGCCCAGGUGCUUUCAGAGAUAGCUAAGAAUGAUGAAAUGAAGAAACCGUGUAUUGAAGCAGAUUUGGUUCUGACCUUGAUACCUUUCCUGGAAAGCACAGACCAAGAAAUGUUGCUUCAUGCUGGGAGGGCUAUUGGUCGUAUCUGUUACGAUAAUCGUGAUCUUCAGGAAGAGCUGGUGAAGGUAGGAGUCAUCCCAUCAUUGGUCCGAAUAUUGACUGAUCAUGCAGAGAGUGAACCACUUGUCCACGUUGACCUAUUGGCCUUAUGCAACCUUGCAGACCUUGAUACAGCUAAGGAAGCUCUAAGCAAGACAAAGGUUGCUGAACAGCUGGUGAAACAACUGAGAAGAGCAGAGAACCAUGAGAGGUUAGAAAUCAUCUUCGAGGUCCUUCAAGCACUUGCAGAAAACGAUGCUCUGAAAGUUCAGCUGGUGGAAGCAGGUGUGCAAGAAGUCCUGUCUGACAUCCUGCUGAGGCUCCAGGGCAGUUCACAAGCUGAGGACACAUGUAUUGUGAAGGCCACAUCCGAUCUCAUCGUCUCUCUGCUUCUUGGAGAUGGCAACUGUGUACGAAUGGUACAGGUGGGAGUCAUACACCAGCUUCUAGAUCUUUUGGAAAAACACGUGGAGAGUGAAGACAUCUCUGUUCAACAUGCAGCACUCAGUGCACUUCGAAACCUUGCUGUCCCAGUUGUUAACAAGGUUCAAAUGCUGGAGGAAGGUGUGGCAGAACGGAUUCAGGCACUUCUACGGUCAGAGACGCCUCCUGCACAGUUUAAACUUCUUGGAACACUACGAAUGUUAGCAGAUGGCCAAGCUGACGCGGCUGAAAUUUUGGGCCAAGACCCCAUGCUGCUGAACAGACUGGUGCAGUGGUGCAAUGCCAGUGACGACACCGACGUCUGUGGAGAAGCAAAUCGGCUCCUAGCAUCCAUCUUGCGUCACAACAGAUCCCAAGAAGUGGUCAAAGCAGUGCAGGAGGCACAAGGAGUGAAGCACCUGGUUUCCAUGACCAUGAGCAAACAUGCUGCCAUGCAGAACGAGGCUCUGAAUGCCCUGGCAAUAGCAUCUGCUAUUGAUUUAGAAACCCUUGUAGAAUCUUUCAAGGAAUCACAGCUAGUACAAAGCUUACACAAACUUCUACAAGACGAUAAUACAAGUGCCGAGGUGAAAUACAAUUCAAUGAGUCUUCUGUGCAGUCUUCUUAAUUCAGGCCAUCUGAGACAAGAAAUAGAAGACAACAAGAUAAAAGAAACGCUCGAACAGCUCUGCAGUCACAGCAAUGCAGAAGUGGUCAAGGAAGCUCUUGUAACAUUGCAGAUUUUGAAAGGAGACUCACUCUACUAGCCCACCUCCUCUACAGAGCAGUCCUGAGCAGUUCCUCUACUGUUGCUGUUACUGAAGCAAAUGUGAUAAUAUGCCAGCUCUGCCAAUGCCACUUUGCAUUUGUCAUGCUGCUGCACCGAUGCUAUUAAAGACCAGGUACAACCCCUGCUUUUGAAACUGUACAUAAAAUGAUUUGGCCACAGAUAUCUUUAUUACUGCUGUUCUUCACCAACACAUGCAGUAGGAAUAAAUUCUGUCAAGCAAGAGUGUUUGUAUACAUUAUGUGAGAACCAACAGAUAAUUACCACCUUUGUAAUAUAAGUUGUGUCAUAUCCUGAAAUCAGAGUAACACAAUUUUUACUUUAGUGUUUCAAAACCAUUGUAAUUUGAAAAUUAUUAUAAAAAUCCAAAGCUUGGUUCACGCAACCCAAAACAAUUAGGAUUUAGUUUAGAUGUUAGCCACUGAUUAAACAAAGCAAUGGGUUAAUUGGUACCAAUUCAGUCCCUGCACGUUGUGAACCUAACUGCGUACCCUGCUGUUAACUGCAAAUCUCA
Meleagris gallopavo (turkey) is the source of this 2023-nucleotide messenger RNA. Its product is annotated as rap1 GTPase-GDP dissociation stimulator 1-like. Gene Ontology annotation, biological process: positive regulation of GTPase activity. Gene Ontology annotation, molecular function: guanyl-nucleotide exchange factor activity; protein binding. The record is from RefSeq and is a predicted model, not a curated record. NCBI's taxonomy places the organism in Eukaryota, Metazoa, Chordata, Aves, Galliformes, Phasianidae.